This is a messenger RNA of Portunus trituberculatus (swimming crab), 1249 nucleotides long. It is a transcript of the gene Zip102B, whose product is annotated as zinc transporter ZIP9-like. Gene Ontology annotation, cellular component: membrane. The transcript is spliced from 7 exons. Bases 187 to 1062 code for a protein of 291 amino acids. The record is from RefSeq and is a predicted model, not a curated record. Lineage: Eukaryota; Metazoa; Arthropoda; Malacostraca; Decapoda; Portunidae. Gene Ontology annotation, molecular function: metal ion transmembrane transporter activity. Gene Ontology annotation, biological process: zinc ion transport; transmembrane transport.
CGUUCAUUCGGCCCCGACUGUGUGUGUGUGCGUGUGUGUCGUGGCCAGUGUAAACAAACCUGUGGUCCAUCAGCUGGCAAUGACCCGUGACUCGUGAGGCUGUCCCAGUUACACCCUUCUACGCCCUGCCGAAGCUGUAUGGCCUCCUGACCUGCCAGGAAACAUAUUCCAUUUAGAAAAGACAACAUGGAGCCCGUGUUGGUGUUGACCGUGCUGUCUUUGGCUAUGCUGCUGGGCUGCUACAUCGCCGGCUCCAUUCCGCUCGUCAUGAACAUGUCUGAGGAUCGCAUGGAGGUGGUGACAGUGCUGGGGGCAGGACUGCUGGUGGGAACAGCCCUCACAGUCAUCAUUCCAGAGGGUGUCAAUACACUCUUCAGUAUACAGUUGCACCAAAAGAGUCAUGCAACUUCUACAAGUGAAGGCCACAACCAUGGUGAGGCAAAGGAAGAUCAUGUGGAGCCACACAACCUGGUAGGGCCUCCUCUUGUUCUGGGCUUCCUUCUCAUGCUCAUCAUUGACCAGUUUGCUGGAGGACACAGGAAGCAAGUAGACCCUGAGAAUGGAAGCAAUCGUGGCCCACGGUCUUUUACAGCCACGUUGGGAUUAGUGGUUCAUGCUGCAGUGGAUGGUGUAGCACUGGGUGCAGCAGCAGCAUCAUCACACACAGAUGUUGAGAUGAUUGUCUUCUUUGCAAUAAUGCUUCACAAGGCCCCUGCUGCUUUUGGCCUUGUGACCUUUCUCUUGCAUGAAGGUCUAGACAGAAACAAGAUCCGUCGUCAUCUAUUGAUAUUUGCUCUUGCUGCUCCAAUUGGUGCAGUCAUAACAUAUUGUACCAUUGUAAAGAGUGGUACAGAAACUUUCUCAUCAUCACACAGCACUGGUUUGGCCAUGCUUUUUAGUGCCGGCACCUUCCUCUACGUGUCCACCGUUCAUGUCCUACCAGAACUUACCAGUCACAGUCACGAGGGUGUUGGCAACACACACUUUUCACGCAAGCAACUUUCUGCUCUCAUCUGUGGCUCUUUAUUGCCACUGAUGCUCACCUUUGGCCAUCAUCACUAAGCCCUUGAGAACUGUUGUGCUGCUGAGUGAUGACUGUCAGGUUUUUGAGCAGCAUUUGAUGUUGCUGAACUGUUAUGUGAUAGACUUUGUUUCUUUAAAUUUUCUCUCACUCCUGAGGAAUGUCAUUGGGCAUUAUUGUGGAAUCAUAUGAACACUUGUAUGAAAAAUAUAUCAUUUUGUCACCUUA